Messenger RNA from Wyeomyia smithii (pitcher-plant mosquito), 2306 nucleotides. RefSeq names its product putative inner dynein arm light chain, axonemal (gene Dnali1). Gene Ontology annotation, cellular component: axoneme; filopodium. NCBI's taxonomy places the organism in Eukaryota, Metazoa, Arthropoda, Insecta, Diptera, Culicidae. Gene Ontology annotation, molecular function: dynein heavy chain binding. The record is from RefSeq and is a predicted model, not a curated record. Bases 1445 to 2194 code for a protein of 249 amino acids. The transcript is spliced from 2 exons.
UUUUAUAAUUAUUAUUGGUUGUGGCUGUGGGAAUGACUUGCGAUGACGUUUUAUAUGGGAGCAACUUACUUUCAUUUUUGCUAUGGUACAAACCGACUUACUUUUAUUUUAACAAUUUCUUAAAACAAAGUAUUCAAAAGUGUGUGUAAAGACACCUGAUACGUGUUUGAGUUAGUGGGUUCAUUCGUAGCCUGAUUUUUUUCCUUUAGACUCAUUAUUCUCUUAUUUUCAUCGACUUUGUCUAAAACGUACGAAUAGUCUGAGGACAAUUACAAUAAAAUUACCGUGUCAAUUAAAAAAAAAAAACAAUUAAGUUUGUUUUCUGCAGGUUUUAGACUCCAAGUAUUGAAGGGAUUUUUCAAAAAAUCUGAUAUAAUGCAAAAUUUUGCUAUACAAAUAAACAAACCCUGAGCGUUUCAGUACGAUCGGAGAACCCUGAUAACUCUUCGUAGUACUGAAACAUUAUUUGUUCCCAUUUCACUAGCUUCUCAAUUACAAAAAAUGUCUGAAAAAAAAAUUGCUCCAGACCCGCCGAUAGAACAUUUUAAUUUUGGUAGCGUUUUAACCCUGAUUAUCUUAAUCAUAUUUUAAUAUCCGUAAAAGGAUAACCAUGCGUCAAAUCGACUGGAGACUUUUGCUGAAAGCGAGGAGUCAAAUUGAUGCAGAUUAUCUCUCCAGGGUUGAAUACGACACCUUAAGCUUCCGAAUGACGAGUGUUGAAGCGUUACUUUUUUUUGUAUGAGAUUCUCCGCCAGAGGUACCGUGACAUUUGUUUGCACUUGACAAAUCAUUGACAACAUGCCGCAGAGUAAACAAUUAAUGUUCUUGCUGCAGAUAUAAAAAUUCAGCAGAAAUCAGCAAAACUUUUUAAAAUUACUAUCAAUACAUGCUCAUUUUCAUAACUUAACUACUUCAAUAAUUAAUUUCUAUAACUGAACAUCGUUCUAUUUCGUUAUUUCUAGCUCAUUUCAUAAAUUCCCAAGUUUUCAUAUAUAACGAUAGUUUAUCAUAUGACUAACAUUAAUUUUAACAGUUUCUCAUCCACUGCAAUUUUGUCUUACCAGUAUGAAGAACUGUACGACUACCACACGUACCACCAAAGUUCAUUGAACCUGACAACAUUGAUCGUUGCUGACACAAUCAACCGUAUCUAGGUCAAACAGAAGCGUUAUCAAAUUCCUGUGAAGGGGUAACUUAUACAGAAGUGCAUUCCAUUAAAACUUUUCGGCAUUAAUUUUCCUUUCUGCACACGUGUUGCUAUUUUGUUUGCAUUUAUGCGACUUUCACUAAUGGCUUUUCAUCCUAGCAACCAGAAAUCGUUCGGUAACCGAAGUGAUGGAAAGAAGUAAAUUGUUUGUUUGCUUUCUUGCCUUUCCGUGAAGAAUAUCGUGCACGAUAAAGGAAUUUCCUUUACAUUUACUUGUAAUCCUUCAUUAAGAUUCGAAUGGCUGAACGAAACCUCGAGCUUCAAACCACACUAGUUCGUUACAACAAUCCCGUGCUGGUGGUCAAACAUGUCGAAAAGAAAGAAAGUCCGCCUGAUGUGUCAAAGGAGCAAACUGGUCGUCCCGGAUCCGGCGGAGCUGUUAUCGUGGACAGUCCGCGCGAGACAGAAGAAAUACUCAACUGUAUUCUUCCUCCUAAAACAUGGGAAGAGGAUGGACAACUGUGGACACAAACGGUUUCUAGCACACCUGCCACCCGACAGGAUGUUAUCAAUCUCCAAGAAAUGCUAGAUACCAGGCUCCAGCAAACGCAAGCUCGUGAGACAGGCAUUUGUCCCGUUCGCAGGGAGUUAUAUACGCAAUGCUUCGAUGAGCUGAUCAGGCAGGUUACGAUCAAUUGCACAGAACGAGGCUUGUUAUUGCUAAGAGUGCGAGAUGAGAUAGCCAUGUCAAUGGAAGCAUACGAGACUCUUUAUUGUAGUUCGGUUUCGUUUGGUAUUCGAAAGGCUUUGCAAGCCCAGGAGGGCAAGGAAAAACUGCAGGAAAGGAUCAUACUGCUGGAGAAAGAAAAAGAAACUUUAGAAAACUCUAUCAGUGACAUGAAGAUAAAAGGUGAUCAAGCAGAGAGAAGGAAUGCAGAACUUAGGGCUUCCGAGGAGAAAAAACAUGCCGAAGAGAUUGCAUUCCUGAAAAAAACCAACUCACAGUUGAAGGCUCAACUGGAAGGUAUCAUCGCACCAAAGAAAUAAUUACUGCAAAACACUUUAGGUAACGAGAAGUCUUUAGCGCUACAAAAUUUCAUUUUAUUUCAAAAAUAAUCUAAGGAAAUGCAUUCGUUUUAAAAAAUAUUUUUAUUUCUGA